This is a messenger RNA of Peniophora sp. CBMAI 1063, 1254 nucleotides long. Lineage: Eukaryota; Fungi; Basidiomycota; Agaricomycetes; Russulales; Peniophoraceae. The record is from the annotation of a GenBank genome assembly.
AUGGCCGCCGUCGAUCCAACAUACCCCCUCUACCCCAUCGCUUGCUUCCUAGCGGCGGCAAUGCUGCUUCUUGUACUUUUGACAAGCUUUAUCCGCCAAAGCUGGAAUCUUGGUGUCGCGUUUCUGUGUUUCUGGCUUUUGGGGGAGACCCUCGGUCAAGGUGCCAAUGCUAUCAUAUGGUCUGAUGACGCCGUCAUCAAGUUAUACAUUUAUUGUGAUAUCGUUUCGCAUCUCAAUAUGAUCGCUUCGGUUGUCAGACCUAUGGCGACCUUGAUCAUAUCACGCCGGCUGUAUCUAAUUACCCGUCUGCAGUCUGUCGAACUUUCCAAUCGGGCUGCGAGACGCAAAGAACUCGCAAUAGAGUGGACUCUUGGUUUAGUAGUUCCCCUCGUUGUUGCAGGACCGCUCUACUACGUGGUUCAGUGGCCUCGAUUUCAGGUCGAGGAAGGUUUUGGAUGUGAUAACUCUGUCGACAGCUCAACACUCGAGAUAUUACUUCUCGAUUUAUGGAAUGUGAUCCCUCCCCUGGUAUCUGUCACCGUUUACUACCCUCAUGUUGCUCGGAUCUUCUAUCGACAGAGUCGGGACAUCAAUGACUUCCUACAGAGUAAUGAUUCGGUGUCCCGCACGAACUACUUUCGCAUAGUAGCUCUCGCCAGCAUCGAUAUUCUACUCAUUCUGCCCAUAGGUAUCGUGAAUAUUGUUCUGGAUGUGGAAGAAGCUUUGCCUUACGGACCCAUGACAUUCUAUUUUGGCUGGACUCACGAUCACACGGAUUGGCAACCGGAGAGCGUUUCCUAUGCAGCUAUAGUGUCUCUAGGAACCCCUUCUGUAGCGUCAUUCUACUUCCAACAAUGGAUAUCACCCUUCCUCGCAUUUAUCAUCUUCGCCCUGUUCGGCGUCACUUCGGAAGCCCGCGCAUCGUACUGGCGUACUAUCUGCACCGUGUGUGGCUGGUUCGGCUGGAGACCGACACCUCGCGCGCGCAGGGCGCGUUCACCGCUUGGAGACAUCGAGUUCGGCGAGCGGCCAGCUCAGAACUCCAUGUCUCUCGGUCUCGAUUCGAAUCCGAGCUUCAUCAAUCGCAACGUACGGGCACAGGAGCGUACACCGGGCGAGGUAGAGAGUGGCUCGGACAAGGAGAUUGAAGAGGUCCGUCGGAGCACCGACGGCGCAGUUAGAGAUGCCGAGCAUCAGUCUGGGUAUCGGGAGCCGCACCGUGCCGAAGCGAUAGACGCCUCGAGCGCCGUGUGA